Molecule: messenger RNA, 444 nt
Organism: Eremothecium sinecaudum
Lineage: Eukaryota; Fungi; Ascomycota; Saccharomycetes; Saccharomycetales; Saccharomycetaceae
Gene: CMD1
Product: calmodulin
Exons: 1
Coding region: 1-444 (147 amino acids)
Cellular component (GO): myosin II complex
Molecular function (GO): calcium ion binding
Source: RefSeq, a predicted model, not a curated record
AUGUCCCAGAACUUGACAGAGGAGCAGAUUGCAGAGUUUAGGGAAGCUUUCGCUUUGUUCGACAAAGACAACAGUGGAUCAAUUUCGUCUAAUGAAUUAGCAACUGUUAUGAGAUCUUUGGGUUUAUCUCCAAGUGAAGCUGAAGUUGCUGAUUUGAUGAACGAAAUUGACGUAGACGGUAACCAUAAUAUUGAAUUCGGUGAGUUUUUAGCUUUGAUGUCAAGACAGCUAAAAUCCAAUGAUUCUGAACAAGAGUUGUUGGAAGCAUUCAAAGUUUUUGACAAAAAUGGUGAUGGUUUGAUUUCAGCAGCUGAGUUGAAGCAUGUUUUAACAUCUAUCGGUGAAAAGUUGUCUGACGGUGAAGUUGAUGAAAUGUUGAGAGAAGUUAGUGACGGAUCAGGUGAAAUCAACAUCAAGCAGUUUGCAGCAUUACUAUCUAAAUAA